Molecule: messenger RNA, 1655 nt
Organism: Raphanus sativus (radish)
Lineage: Eukaryota; Viridiplantae; Streptophyta; Magnoliopsida; Brassicales; Brassicaceae
Product: transcription factor TGA6
Exons: 10
Coding region: 299-1297 (332 amino acids)
Biological process (GO): regulation of DNA-templated transcription; DNA-templated transcription
Molecular function (GO): sequence-specific DNA binding; DNA-binding transcription factor activity
Source: RefSeq, a predicted model, not a curated record
GAUCGAUGUUCUUUUUUGGGGGGGAUGGUGGGUUGAGUUUUGUAGACAAAACGACGUCUCGGAGAUUGAAACUACGGAUCGUGUCUCCGAUUUCAGACAACCUUUUUACUCCGACAAGAAGAGAUUUUAACCUUUUUCAGUUCAGUCAAUGGUUCACUGGUUGUUCCUUAUCCAUUCACAUUGGUUGUUUUGUCUUUUCUCCCUCUAGUGAACACUGCACCAGAGGUAAAUCGCCACACUGCAAAAGGGAGCACAAGUGGAAUAGUCACUGCAUCAAAGUAUUGUUACAGAAGUUAAUAUGGCUGAUACCAGUUCAAGAACUGAUGCCUCAACUGAUGGCGACACAGAUCCUAGAGAUAUGGGGUCUGAGAGAGGGCAAGGGAUGCAGCUUGCUGCUGCUUCUGACUCUAGUGGUCGAUCAAAGGAUAAGUUGGAUCAAAAGACCGUUCGUAGGCUUGCUCAAAAUAGAGAGGCAGCAAGGAAAAGCAGACUGAGGAAGAAGGCGUAUGUUCAGCAGCUGGAGAACAGCCGACUGAAGCUGACUCAACUUGAGCAGGAGCUGCAAAGAGCAAGGCAACAGGGCGUUUUCAUCUCAAGCUCAGGAGACCAAGCCCAUUCUACUGGUGGAAAUGGGGCUUUGGCAUUUGACGCCGAACAUUCACGAUGGCUUGAAGAAAAGAACAAGCAAAUGAACGAGCUGAGAUCUGCUCUGAAUGCUCACGCAGGUGAUGCUGAGCUCAGAAUAAUUGUGGAUGGAGUGAUGUCUCACUAUGAGGAGCUUUUCAGGAUUAAGAGCAAUGCUGCUAAGAAUGAUGUCUUCCACUUACUAUCUGGAAUGUGGAAAACACCAGCUGAGAGAUGUUUCUUGUGGCUUGGUGGCUUCCGUUCAUCUGAGCUUCUCAAGCUACUUGCGAAUCAGCUGGAGCCAAUGACAGAACGACAGGUGAUGGGCAUAAAUAGCUUGCAACAGACGUCUCAACAGGCUGAAGAUGCGUUAUCUCAAGGGAUGGAGAGUUUACAGCAAUCUUUAGCUGAUACUUUAUCUAGUGGAACUCUUGGUUCCAGUUCAUCUGAUAAUGUGGCGAGCUACAUGGGUCAGAUGGCUAUGGCAAUGGGGCAAUUAGGCACCCUCGAAGGAUUCAUCCGCCAGGCUGAUAACCUGAGGCUGCAAACACUGCAACAGAUGAUCAGAGUGUUAACAACGCGUCAGUCAGCUCGAGCUUUUCUUGCCAUACAUGACUAUUCAUCUCGACUACGUGCUCUUAGUUCCUUGUGGCUUGCUCGGCCAAGAGAGUGAACACACAAAGAAUAGUGCUUUGCUCAGCUCUAUACAUAAUCUUACAACUCAAAUCGGUAGGGAUACUCCUUCCAAGAGAUCACAAAGCAAAGGCCUCUCUGUUCUUACAGAAGACUGCAGAUCUUGAAAAUGGUUUUCUGAGAUCACCCAAAAGACUUAGAUUGUGAUGUGUGUUGUUGUAAUCCUUAGCCAUGUAGUAGUUUCUAGAGAGUGAAUGUUUAUAGCCUUUGAAUAUUGAGCUCAUUCAUCAGUGUAAGGUCGUAGUAAACCAACAUGACAGAGGAUGGGAUACACUUUCAGGAACUUGGAUUGUUUAAUCAAACAGACCAAUAUCAGUUUAUAUUUGAGAGUUAAAUCA